GCCACCCUCGCCAUGUUCGCCACCGGCCUGUCUGACCUGCGCCAGAUGUUGGCGACCAAGAGUGUGGAGAAUAUUCAGUUCCUGCCCUUCCUCACCACUGAUGCCAACAACCUGAGCUGGUUGGGCUAUGGCUGCCUGAAGGGGGACAGGACAGUGAUCACUGUCAACGCCAUUGGGGCAGCUCUGCAGACUCUCUACAUCCUGGUGUAUCUCUACUAUAGCCCCACCAAGCGCCCCGUGCUGCUGCAGGUCCUGCUGCUCCUGGCUGUGGUGGUCACUGGCUAUGGCUACUUUACCAACCUGGUUGACACAGGGAUGCGCCUGACACACCUGGGGCUCUUCUGCAGUGUCUUCACCAUCACCAUGUACCUCUCACCACUGGCUGACCUGGCCAAGGUUAUCCGGAGCAAGUCGACGCGGUGCCUGUCCUUCCCCCUGACUGUCACUACCCUUGUGGCCUCCAGCAGCUGGACACUCUAUGGCCUGCAGCUCCGUGAUCCCUACAUCACAGUGGGUUGGGGUGGUGGAUUGCCAAGGGGUCCCAUCCCAUCCCAUCCCAUCCCAUCCCAUCCCAUCCCAUCCCAUCCCAUCCCACUCAAUCCUAUCCCGUUCCACCCCAUUCCCCUCUCAUGGCUCAGCUGAGCACUUGGCUUGGGGCCGGCCCUGUUCAGCACUGCGUGUGUCACCCAGCCAAGGAUGACAAGGUUCAACAUGAUGACUAUUGAUUUUAAUUAAUUAGCUGGGAUGAGGCCAAUAAACCUCCCCCAGCACCACAGGGGGAGGGGUACAUCCACUCUCCCUACAUGUCCUCCUGCAGGUCCCCAAUGUGCCAGGGAUCGUCACCAGCCUUGUGCGAUUCUGGCUCUUCCAGCGGUACAGGCCAGAGCAGGACAAGCCCUACAGCCCCUUGCCCGCCUGAGAGGUCCACUAAGGAGCACUCCAACUCUGGCCUGGGCUGGCCCCACUGCUGAGCCCUGAGUGCCAUCACUGUCCCCUUGGCCACUCCCAGUGGGACACCAGGAAGGACCUCCUGCCUCCAGCUCUGCAUCCUUCAGCAAAGGCCCUGGAGCUCUCAGCAAUGCCUUUGGGGUGCCAUAAGCCCCUCAAAUCCCAGGGUGGGAGGAUAGUUUUCCAUGCCCAUGGCCCUGCCUGGUACUGGGAUGGGGCUUCCAGGGGUCCAGGUGUCACUUUUGUAUGGAUUCAAGUGCCUUUUAAUAAAUCAGAGAC
Cinclus cinclus is the source of this 1227-nucleotide messenger RNA. RefSeq names its product solute carrier family 50 member 1 (gene SLC50A1). The transcript is spliced from 5 exons. The record is from RefSeq and is a predicted model, not a curated record. Gene Ontology annotation, biological process: carbohydrate transport. NCBI's taxonomy places the organism in Eukaryota, Metazoa, Chordata, Aves, Passeriformes, Cinclidae. Gene Ontology annotation, molecular function: sugar transmembrane transporter activity. The coding region runs from base 13 to 642 and encodes 209 amino acids. Gene Ontology annotation, cellular component: membrane.